This is a messenger RNA of Amborella trichopoda, 1091 nucleotides long. RefSeq lists its product as uncharacterized. Lineage: Eukaryota; Viridiplantae; Streptophyta; Magnoliopsida; Amborellales; Amborellaceae. The record is from RefSeq and is a predicted model, not a curated record.
UUUUCAUUGAACACAAUCAAACUAUUAUUUCUUUCUCAAUCCCAUCGCCACUCUUAUAAAAAAUUUCUUGGGUUUCUCGUUUAAUUCAAACCCAACCAUGCCUAUAAAUAUCCCUCUCUCUCUCUUAGAGUAAAAAAAUCAGACCAAUUCAUCCUUUCUCACAUCUCAUUCCUCUCUAAAAAAACAGACCAUUCAUUCUUUCUCUCACUAUCCAAUUCUCUCUCACCAUGGCUCUGAAAUACAUGUUACUUCCCCUCCUUUUCAUUGAGAUUCUCCUCCUCUCUCAUCCCACAAAAAGUGACCCCAUAAUUGAUGGUGUGUGCAAAUUGGUGGACUGUGGUCAAGGGACCUGCAAUGCAUCCAACCAAUUUUUGGUGCCUUUUAAGUGUGUAUGUUUUCCUGGAUGGAAAAAUAUUGAGAUUGGCACACUUGUUGGCUUUCUCCCUUGUGUCAUCCCCAACUGCACGCUUGACCUUGGUUGUGGGGAAAGUGCACCUCCACCUCCUUUCUCUCUCUUGCCACCAAUCCUUCCACCUCCAAUCAACCUUUCGGACCCAUGUACUUACACGUUGUGUGGAGAAGGAAAAUGUGUGACGAUAGAUGAAACUAGUCAUGUGUGCGAAUGCAACCCAGGAUCUGCCAACCUCUUGGGUUCAUCAAACCUUCCUUGUUUCAAACAAUGUUCUUUGGGAGCUGAUUGUGGGGGAAUUGGGUUUGGGGCACCACCUCCUCCAUCAUCUAAUGGUGGGGCACCCGGCGAUGGACAGCAAGCAGCUGUUGGGACAACGUUUAAAGAUUUAUUCAAGCACUUGGUGUUAUUGAUUUUGCUAAUGUGUAUGGCUCUCUAUAUUCCUUGGAAUAUGUGGGAGAUAUGAAUUUGAAGACCCAGCAAGUUCAAGAUUCAAAUAUUGAUUGCAUGGAUUAUGGCAUUCGAGAGAGGAAAUCUUUUCAUGAAGAAUACAUUUUAGUUUUUUAAGUUUUUCCCCGAGGUGCAGGUUAGUAAUGAAAUUGGAAGAUGCAAAACUAUGAAUGUCUCUUGUAUUUGUGUUAUGAUUACUUAAUGAGCAAAGAGCAACACAUAUUUUAUAGCA